Trichomonas vaginalis G3 is the source of this 576-nucleotide messenger RNA. RefSeq names its product guanylate kinase protein. Gene Ontology annotation, cellular component: cytosol. The transcript has a single exon. Gene Ontology annotation, molecular function: GMP kinase activity. The record is from RefSeq and is a predicted model, not a curated record. Lineage: Eukaryota; Parabasalia; Trichomonadida; Trichomonadidae. Gene Ontology annotation, biological process: purine nucleotide metabolic process. The coding region runs from base 1 to 576 and encodes 191 amino acids.
AUGUCGCGUCCCAUUGUAUUUGUAGGCCCAUCUGGUAUCGGCAAGGGAACAAUCAUUGGAAAGCUUAGAGAACUUUACCCUGGUAGAUUUGAUUUCUCCGUUAGCCAUACAACACGUAAGCCAAGAGAAGGAGAAACAGAUGGCGUUCAAUAUAAUUUCGUUACCCGCAAAAAAUUCGAAGAAAUGAUCAAGAAUGGAGAAUUCCUCGAACAUGCUGAAGUUCACGGCAAUUAUUAUGGUACAUCUUUUGCCGCCAUUCAUCAUGUUGAAGAAUCUGGCAAGAUUUGCAUCCUUGAUAUUAACAUUGAUGGUGCUAUUGCUGUAUAUAAGUCCAACAUGACUCCAUAUAUCAUUCUUCUCAAGCCAACUUCAUUCGAAGCACUUGAAGCUCGUCUUCGUGGAAGAGCAACUGAAACAGAAGAACAAAUUCAAAAGCGUCUCCAAACCACUAAAAGAGAACUUGAAAGAUACGAAGAACUUAAGGAUAUGUUCGAUUUAACCAUUAUUAAUGAUCGCCUUGACGUUACACUCAUUAAAAUAUCAGAGGAGCUCUUCAAGAGAUAUAAACUCCCAUAA